UGAGGCUUUGAUUUGGGGAGGAUGGGAACAGAAAUGUUCAAAGGAUGGCUUCUAAUCUUAACCCAAUUCCUAGUUUUAUCAUCCAUUGUGGUUGAAGCCAAAGUCCCGGCCGUUAUUGUUUUCGGGGACUCCUCUGUUGAUGCAGGCAACAACAACCAGAUUCCGACUGUUGCCAGGAGCAAUUUCGAGCCUUACGGCCGGGACUUUGAUGGCGGCCGCCCCACCGGCCGCUUCUCCAACGGUCGGAUUCCAACCGACUUCAUCUCUCAGGCUGCCGGUCUUCAGCCGUUUGUGCCGGCCUACUUGGAUCCCUCCUAUCGUAUUUCGGAUUUUGCUCAGGGAGUCACCUUUGCCUCGGCUGGGAGUGGCUACGACAAUGCGACUUCUGAUGUGUUGUCUGUUAUAUCCUUAUGGAAGCAACUAGAAUACUACAAAGACUAUCGAAAGAAACUUGGAGCCUACGUUGGCGAAGAGAAGGCCAGCAAGACAUUAAGCGAGGCGCUUUACAUGACCAGUUUGGGGACAAAUGACUUCAUGGAGAACUACUACACGCUUCCAGACAGGCGGUCCCAAUACAACGUCGAUCAGUACCAACACUUCUUGAUUGGUAUCGCCAGAAACUUUACCAAGACCCUGUACAGCUUGGGAGCUCGGAAAAUAUCUCUCGGCGCGCUUCCUCCGAUGGGGUGUUUGCCACUGGAGAGGACAACAAAUUUCGCAGGUGAUCAUGAAUGUGUGCAGAGUUACAAUAUUGUGGCCUUGGCUUUUAAUGAUAAGUUGAAGGGUGUGGUGGAAGAAUUGAACAAGGAGUUGCCUGGGAUAAGAUUGGUGCUCUCAAACCCCUAUCCAAUCAUGAUGCAGAUUGUCCGAAAUCCUUCUCUAUAUGGCUUUGAAGAAACAGCAAUUGCUUGUUGCGCCACGGGUAUGUUUGAGAUGGGGUAUGCUUGUGGUCGAUACAAUCCCUUCACCUGCACAGAUGCAAACAAGUAUGUGUUUUGGGAUUCAUUCCACCCUACAGAGAAGACUAAUCUCAUAAUUGCCCAACGUCUGCUUAAAACUACAUUGUCUGAAUUCAUUUGAUCUGUAACUAAAUGGUGAUUCUUACGUUGUUAUAUGUGUUAAUAUUUGUGAUUCAAAAUAUAUUGAUAUGUUAUAUGUUUAAUUAAUAAAUUCAUGUAAUUGUCAUAUGGAUAUAGUGUUAUAUUUUGAUAUUAAAUAAAUUAAUGUAUUUUACAUUUGG
Diospyros lotus (date-plum) is the source of this 1240-nucleotide messenger RNA. RefSeq names its product GDSL esterase/lipase At2g04570-like. Bases 22 to 1080 code for a protein of 352 amino acids. The transcript has 3 exons. Lineage: Eukaryota; Viridiplantae; Streptophyta; Magnoliopsida; Ericales; Ebenaceae. Gene Ontology annotation, molecular function: hydrolase activity, acting on ester bonds. The record is from RefSeq and is a predicted model, not a curated record.